GCCCAGGGAACCCGUGCAGCAGCGGCGCCGGCCGCCAUUUCCCUCAGCGCCCCUUGCGGUGACGGCGCAUCGGCAUCAGCACUGACGUGAAGCGACGCGCGGCCUCGCUCGGCCCAAUCCCUCUUCCCCGCCUGCUUUCCCCUGUGACGGGGGCGCCACGUACUCGGCCAAUUUAGUAAUUGACUAUGCUGACUGGGAAUUAUGGGAGUCAAAAGACGAGCACAUCUGGAGUUUGGCUGCGUUAGAUGCUACAUUUGACUUGUAACAUGUGGAGACAGAUGACCAUGGAAACAGGUGAAUCACAAGAUGGCAAUGCAACAGACUCUGUUGCAGAGAGUGAUUCUGCUAAUAUACAGUCUCCACUUGGCCAAAAUCAGAUCUCUACUAUAGCUCAAGUUUCUGUAGCGGGAUCAACAACUGGAAGAGGAUCUCCCUCUGUAACUGUCGUGCAGUUCCCUUCUGGUCAAACUGUCCAUGUACAGGGAGUGAUUCAAGCCACCCAACCAUCAGUUAUUCAGUCACCACAAUUGCAGUCUGUCCAGGUAGCGUCAGCUACAAGUACAGAUGAAUCUACAGAAUCAGAGGUGGUAAUAGAUUCUCAGAAGCGGAGGGAGAUACUUUCAAGGAGGCCUUCAUAUCGAAAAAUUCUGAAUGAGCUUUCUUCUGAUGCACCUGGUGUGGCUAAGAUUGAAGAAGGAAAGCCAGAGGAGGAAGGAGCACCCUCUGGAAUCCCCGCCAUGGCCGUGCCAACCAGCCUUUAUCAGACUAGCACCGGGCAGUACAUUGCUAUAGCCCAAGGUGGAGCAAUCCAGAUCUCUAAUCCAGCAUCUGAUGGUGUUCAAGGAUUACAAACAUUAACUAUGACAAAUUCAGGAGCUCCUCAGCCUGGUGCUACAAUUGUGCAAUAUGCAGCUCAAACACCUGAUGGCACACAACAAUUCUUUGUACCUGGGAGUCAAGUUGUUGUCCAAGCAGCUACAGGUGACAUGCCAACUUACCAAAUCCGAACUCCAACCACAGCCUUACCUCAAGGAGUCGUCAUGGCAGCUUCCCCAGGAACAUUGCAUAGCCCGCAGCAGCUGGCCGAAGAAGCAACACGUAAAAGAGAGCUAAGGCUUAUGAAAAAUAGGGAAGCUGCAAAAGAAUGUCGACGAAGGAAGAAAGAAUACGUGAAAUGUCUGGAGAGUCGCGUUGCAAUGUUAGAAGUUCAAAACAAGAAACUUAUAGAAGAGCUAGAAACUUUAAAAGACAUUUGCUCUUCCAAGACAGACUAGUGUCAAUACUGAAACUGUGAACUGGCUACAGCAUGUACAAAUGCUUCUGCAGGCAAUGUCUGGUCAACAAGAAUUAUGACUUUUCCUUUAUAUCACUUGUCUUCUACUCCAGCCUCUAACAUUCCUGAAACACUUUGCUGCAUUUUUGUAGAUUAUUAAAUGAAAUUUCAGCUGUCUUUUUCUCAACCAGAAAGAGUCAAAUGUUUAAGAACACAGCGUGCGUUCUGUGUUUUCAAAAGAAGCAUGUGUAAGAGCUGCUCCUCUACCCAGUAUUUGCAUUAUUUUCAUUAUAUUAGUAUCCCACUUGCACCACUAUUUUGAAGUGAUCAAAGAUAAUGCAUCUAACAUAAUAAAACGAAAACCACCCAAAGUAUCUCAGGAAAAAGUUAUAUAAAGAUGUACGUUGCUAUGACGUACAUGUAUUAGAAUACUAGUUUACAAAUGAAUUUAUGGCAUAUUUUUAUAGUCAUCGCUUUGUGAAAAAAGUAUUGUAUUGCUGUCACUGAGUGCCAUGGUUGAAACUAGUUUUUAAAUAGAACCAUGUUGGUUAAACUUCCUAGUGUUUGGUAUUUAUUUAAACAUCUGUCCCAUCUUUUUUAAAAAUAAAACUAAUGGCAUCUGCUGUGAAAUAUUUUAUUAGACACACUUACUGUCUUUUAUAUUUCACAAACAUUCUCCAGAACUGUAGCUAACACUGAUCCUAAAAAUACGUAUUUCAGGUAUUUCACACAGCUUCUACAAGCACUGUCAACAAGCACUACUUGAUGGUAUUCUAGAAAUUUUUCUGAAUACUCUCAUGGGUAGUUACAAUCACUCAGAACCUUAUCUGCAGAAUAAUUAAAAUUCAAAUACUAACUGAAAAUUAAAAGGGCUGAAAAACUGAUAAUCCUCAAAUUUCAAAGAUUUUUGUGUUCUUCCAUGAAGUGAGAAUAUGCAAAAUGUUGCUAUCUUCAUGUGAGAUUGCAUGAGAUCAUGAGGAAAUCACCCAAAUUCCAUGACAUGUGUUAAUCUUGUGAGAUUUUAUUUUGUACACACAUACCCCCCCCUUUUUUUUUUGCAAUGAGGCUGCAAAAAGUUCCAACAGUUGGUUACAGUUUGACUUAUAUCUUUCUUGGCCUAUAUUGUUUUUCUUUUUCUCAUAGGCUGCAGUGUCUAAUAUGCAUGAUUCACAUGCCCAACAGGAGCUUCUUUUCUCCAGAAACCAUUGCACUGUGUGUAUGUGUGAAGGACAUCUUUGGGACCAUGGCUGGGAAAAGGAAUGGCUAAGCAUUCUGUCUUUAUGUCAAAAUCUCAAUGAAAACAGGACUUCCAAUGCUUAUUUUUUGUUUUUAGAAAGUAAACAUAGUUUCACACUAUCAUUUAAUGCAAUACAUAUUUGACCAAAAGGUUUUCUGGAUGUGGAGCAAUGGUGCAGAGUCUGUGCUGACACUGAGCAAUUCUUCAGGGUUGUUAUGAAUGAUUAUAGAAGAGGAUAUCCUGUUCGGUGAUGAAGUAAUACUUCCUUUUACUGUGAUGUCAUCCUUGGGCAGUGCUUAACCCUUGUAGCCAGAGCAACUACAGUAAAUCUGCCAACAAGUCUACCUGAUGGAUCUUCAUUGGGAAUACUCAAACAGAUAACAGGCCCAUGCUAAAAUGACAAACUAUAUUGAAAUUCCUUCUUUCUUUAAAAUUAUAUUACAGUAAAUAACAAAAACACUGAUCCUUCAUUUAUAUGUGACAUCAUGGCAGAAGAAAUGUUUCUGUGGCUCUAGGUGGUCUCUGUUUGCUUUUCAGUGGAAAAUAGAAUGUGUGUGUGUGAGAGAGAGAAUAAUAUGUAUAUGAAUAACAAUACUAUUACUCUCUUUUUAUAUGAACAGCUGUUAAUAUUGAGAAAUUUCAAACUGAGAAAGUGUACAUUCUUAGAAACUGACUCAUAAGAACUUAGAAAAAGGAAUUGGACUCACAUCCCUUUCAAGCAUGUUAUUCAGUUAGACACUAUCUCUGGUUGGUACAUAUACCUGGCUGCUUAUAAAGAAAACUAAAAUUUCAGUAUAUAGCUGGGCAAAAUAACUUGCAGGAAAAUGGUAAUUAAGCUGCAAUACAUUAACAGUAUUCUACCGUUAGAGGAAAAAACAAGGUUGCUUAGAAGAAAUGUCUCUAGCAAAGAACUAUAGAUUUCACAAGUUUACAUCAUUGGCUCAGAUAUUUAUAGUUAGUAAUAAAAUAUUGAGUCAGUGUUCAUAUUGUUGAUAACCUUUAUACUUCUACAGACAGAGCAUGCCAAGAAGUCAUCAAAGUGUGCAUUUUUCACAUUCUAGUAAAAGAAUUAGGAAACAGCAUUUCCAUUAAGUUGUUUGCCCUUUAUAGAAUUGCUUGUAUCCAGAUGCUGUAUUUGUAACCCCUGCAGUCUUCCUCUGAGGCUUACUAUUUGUUGUUGCUGUUGUUUGAUUUCCCAACAAGUGCCCCCAAAUGGGAAGACUGUAACUGAUUUAAAGCCCCCUCUCUCAGCUUUCUAAAUAUUACAUUUAAUCUGAUUUCUUUAAUGAAAGGGAUUUGAUGUCCUUAGACUGCCUUAUCCUUACUGUGUAGGAUGCCACCUGAUUCUGUUUUUGCAGUUGCUUGGUAUUUGUCCUCAUCAGCACUCAUGUUGCUUCUGGUACAAUCUUGCCCAACCUAACCAACCAGUUCUUCCAAAAUUCUCAAUGA
Candoia aspera is the source of this 3959-nucleotide messenger RNA. It is a transcript of the gene CREM, whose product is annotated as cAMP responsive element modulator. Bases 246 to 1274 code for a protein of 342 amino acids. The transcript is spliced from 9 exons. Gene Ontology annotation, molecular function: RNA polymerase II cis-regulatory region sequence-specific DNA binding; DNA-binding transcription factor activity, RNA polymerase II-specific; protein binding. Gene Ontology annotation, biological process: regulation of transcription by RNA polymerase II. The record is from RefSeq and is a predicted model, not a curated record. Lineage: Eukaryota; Metazoa; Chordata; Lepidosauria; Squamata; Candoiidae. Gene Ontology annotation, cellular component: ATF4-CREB1 transcription factor complex; nucleus.